ACCCUAAUUAUCUAUCAUCUUCUACAUUUCAAACCCACAUUCCUCUUCAAAUUCUUCGCCGUCUGCUCCGUACCCUCGCCGACGAACCGAGCUGCCAUCUGCCGCAUAACAGAAGUCCCUCGACGAACAACAGCUUGUUGUGUUACGCUGCCGUUUGCUUCGCCGAGGAACAUCUACCGUUGGUUCAUCGUUGCUUUGCCGUUUGUUCAUUGUUGCUUCACCAUUGAUUUGUUUGUUGUUCUGACUGUGUAAAAUAAUGGAUUCAAAUGAUUUGUUAUAUGAUUUUUGUGGUAUGAUUUGUUGUAAGAUUUGUUGUUUGCUUUUUGUUGUAUAAUUUUUGUUGCCAGUGGAGGCCAAGGAGAGCAGUUGCGGUGGAGGAAUUUGGUUGUUGCUGGCAGAGGCAGAGAGGUUAGGUUGGGUUGGUGUUCUUAAUUUUUUUUAGGGCUUUGGUUAGGUUUAAUUAAGUUUAGAUCAGUUUUUAAUUAGGAUUUUAGAAUUAAUUAAGGUUUAAUUAGGUUUGAUUAUAAUAAUUAGAGAAAAAGAGUAGAAAAGGCUCCUAACUUUUUUCAAAUUAAAAUUUUUAUUAUUUAGAAUUAAUUAGAGUUUAAUUUAGGUUAAUUAGGGUUAAUUAGAAUUGAAAUUCGUAAUUAGUUACUUUCACUCUCUUUUUUUAUGUUAGAAGGGCCUUUUUGAUACGAAAACGUAAGUUGCGGGUUCUUUUGAUACAAAAACGUAGGUUGUGGGGUUUUUUGUACCAAAAGCGUUGAAAAUGACCUAUUUGAUAUUUCGUGCCAAGUUGAGGGGGUGAAUUGAUCCUUUGUUCAAUGCAAAACUGUAUCAAUCUCAGGCUCUCUAGUCUAUGAUAUGUGACUGCUAAGAUCUCAGUACCUUGAGGGAAGAUUUGAUACUGUUGUGAAGAAGGAUACUUGGUGAAUUUUGGGUUUAUUUGAGGCUCCUCUCCUGAUAUGUUACUCUUCAAGCGGGUAAUGCCCACGAAGCAAGUGCUCAGUAACGCAAUCAAGCACCUCAGAGGAUCUUCCUUCUGUUUUCUACAUUCAGCGCCAGAUGGUUAUGUGGAAGUUCAUUCUGAAGAGCAGGAAGUAGUAAUUGCUUUGGGAAGCAAUGUGGGUAAUCGACUUCAAAAUUUUAAUCAAGCAUUGCAGUUGAUGAACAAAUCUGGAAUUAACAUCAGUAGACAUGGUUGUUUAUAUGAGACAGCACCUGCCUAUGUUACUGAUCAGCCUCACUUUCUUAACUCUGCAGUCAGAGGUGUUACAAAAUAUGGGCCACACGAGUUGCUGCGAGUUCUGAAGAAAAUUGAAAAGGAUAUGGGUCGUACUAAUGGGAUUAGAUAUGGGCCACGACCUAUUGAUUUAGAUAUAUUGUUCUAUGGGAAGUUCAAGAUUCAUUCUGACAUACUUGCUGUACCUCACGAGAGAAUAUGGGAGAGACCGUUUGUAAUGGCCCCAUUGAUGGAUUUGUUGGGAUCCGAUACUGAGAAUGAUACAGUAGCUCUCUGGCAUUCUUUGUCAAAACAUUCUGGUGGACUUUUUAAAUCAUGGGAGAAACUGGGUGGUGAUAACCUCAUUGGGAAGGAUGGGAUGAAAAGAGUUAUACCAAUCGGAAAUCAGUUGUUGGAUUGGUCACAGAGAACUUCUGUGAUGGGCAUUAUUAAUUUGACCCCAGAUAGCUUUAGUGAUGGAGGAAAGUUUCAGUCCAUUGAUUCUGUUGUCUCUCAGGUUCGCUUGAUGAUUUCAGAAGGGGCAGAUAUUAUUGAUUUUGGAGCGCAAUCAACAAGGCCGAUGGCCUCGAGGAUAUCCCCUCAGGAGGAGUUAGAUAGGCUAGUGCCUGUUUUAGAAGCUGUCGUAAAGAUGCCUGAGAUGAAUGAGAAGCUCAUAUCUGUAGACACCUUUUACUCUGAGGUUGCUUUAGAAGCCGUCAACAAGGGAGCUCAUCUUGUGAAUGAUGUAUCUGGUGGGCAGUUGGACCCUAACAUGACCAAGGUUGUUGCUGAUCUUGAGGUUCCAUAUGCUGUAAUGCAUAUGAGAGGAAACCCUACUACAAUGCAGAAUAGUGAGAACUUGCAUUAUGACGACGUUUGUAAGCAGGUUGCCUCUGAGUUGUACUCGCGGGUUAAAGAUGCAGAAUUAUCAGGAGUUCCAGCUUGGAGGAUUAUUAUUGACCCUGGAAUCGGCUUUUCAAAGAACAAAGAGCAUAAUUUGGAAAUCCUCAUGGGGUUACCAACUAUUCAAGCAGAGAUUGCUAGGAAAAGCAUGGGCAUUUCUCAUGCUCCUAUGCUUAUAGGACCUUCCAGAAAGAGGUUCUUGGGAGACAUUUGUAAUCGCCCUGCAGCAACCGAAAGAGAUCCUGCAACUAUUGCUUCUGUCACAGCUGGAAUUCUCGGAGGCGCCAACAUUGUAAGAGUACAUAACAUUAGAGAUAAUCUUGAUGCUGUGAAGCUAUGUGAUGCAAUGCUGAGACAGAAAAGAUAAAAGAAAAUUCACACACCAAGUUUCUCGAAUUCAUUCUUAAAAAAGAAACUGAUGCUGUACAUGGAGUCAUCAGGUAUCAAAAACUAUGGAGCAGGAGGCAGAGAUAUAAGUAGGGGUGUGCAGAAACCAAACAAGCCAGAUAACCGAAUCGAAUCAACAAAUUUGGUUUGGUUUGAAAUUAUAAAGAAUUUGGUUUCUCGGUUUGGUUUGAACUGAAUGCACACCCCUAGAUAAACCAAACCAAGUAGUUAUCUGACAGUGAUCAAGCUGGCCUACGUCUCACAUUAACACUGACAUGGUAAGUAUUGGACCCCCUAAAAUUUAAUGAAAUUGCAAAAUUGUUGGGGUUUUUUAGAUCACGGCCUAAGCAACCAUCUGAUAAAGUACCCAAAUACAUUUAGAAAGUGACUAUUCAAAAAUGGUUAGUGGGUAUUGCAUGUUGUGGGGCUGCUGGCUAAGACAACCCCUUGUGAAGGACACUUUCAGUUUUGGUCCCUAAGAGACAACAUUUGGAUAAUUAUAUUUAUUUCCAUCUACCUUUCUUU
Messenger RNA from Mercurialis annua (annual mercury), 3037 nucleotides. Its product is annotated as folate synthesis bifunctional protein, mitochondrial-like. NCBI's taxonomy places the organism in Eukaryota, Viridiplantae, Streptophyta, Magnoliopsida, Malpighiales, Euphorbiaceae. Bases 966 to 2492 code for a protein of 508 amino acids. The record is from RefSeq and is a predicted model, not a curated record. The transcript is spliced from 4 exons. Gene Ontology annotation, molecular function: 2-amino-4-hydroxy-6-hydroxymethyldihydropteridine diphosphokinase activity; dihydropteroate synthase activity. Gene Ontology annotation, biological process: tetrahydrofolate biosynthetic process.